Molecule: messenger RNA, 3563 nt
Organism: Toxotes jaculatrix (banded archerfish)
Lineage: Eukaryota; Metazoa; Chordata; Actinopteri; Toxotidae
Gene: cbx7b
Product: chromobox homolog 7b
Exons: 6
Coding region: 199-984 (261 amino acids)
Biological process (GO): negative regulation of transcription by RNA polymerase II
Cellular component (GO): PRC1 complex
Source: RefSeq, a predicted model, not a curated record
GUGAUCCAGCACAAGGAAGUCGCUCCGGAUAAAUGGGCCCUUAAACUGUCGGGAAAACAAGACGGCGCGGGGAGAAACGGCCAGGAGAGGACAGAGCCGAGGGACCGCUGUCACAACCGGUCAACGUUAGCUUAGUUUGUGGAGAGGAAGGACGUUACUUUGACAGUUAAAGCCCAACGGACGGCGGCGUGCACAGAGAUGGAGCUGUCAGCGAUUGGAGAGCAAGUGUUUGCUGUGGAAUCAAUCGUCAAGAAGAGAGUUAGAAAGGGGAAUGUGGAGUAUCUGUUGAAGUGGAAAGGAUGGCCUCCAAAAUACAGUACAUGGGAACCGGAGGAACAUAUUCUGGACCACCGCUUGGUGCAGGCCUACGAGGAGAAAGAGCAGAGAGACAGGUCUCUGGGUCACAGGAGGAAAGGAGCCAAAGCCAAAAGACUCCUUCUGCAGAAUACUGUCUACACCAUGGACCUCCGCAGCGCUCACAAGACUACAGAGAAGCCUCCUCCUCGCCUGCGCCUCUCCCUGACGCGCUCGCUGGUCCCCGAGGACGAGGACGAAGACGAGGACGAGCCGUACAGUGCCUGCGGGCAGGGCCCGGGACCACAGCUGGCACAUCACAAAAGCAAACCCAGGAGGUCGCAGUUCAGGUGCCUUGACUCAAACCCUCCGAGUCCAACGCAAGAGGACUGGGAAGGCCUGGGAGAGGAGGAAGAAGAAGAAGAAGAAGAGGAGGAGACAGAGCUGGCUCAGAAGGAGACAGCAGAGAAGAGGGGAGACAUUCUUAAUGGACGAGAGAGGACAGACGAGUGGAGCUCCACCAUCGAACCAGACGAAGACCAGACGGAGAAGCCAGACGACGUCUGGAGGCCUGUGAUUGGUCCGGGAGAGGUGACGGUCACGGACGUCACCCUCAACUCCCUCACAGUGACUUUCCGAGAGUCGAGAGUGGCCAAAGGCUUCUUCAGAGACUGGGGCCUGGAGGUCUGAAAUGUGAUGAAGUGGGAGUAGGUUGGGCAGGGUGGGCACUGCGGGAAAGACUCGGAGGCACUGGCUUAAUCACAGUGUGUGAAUGAUGACUGAGGGCCAAGAUUGGUGUUUUUCAUUCCCUCUCUGCAACCUCUCGCGCUGCUCUUGCCGGCUACUUCCUGUCUGGUCAGUGGUACGUUUACAUGCACAGAGUCACCUGGAUAUAAGCCGAAUUCCAGUUAAUGUUAUGUUUAGGUCGAGCUGUUCACCUUUGAUACAUGGGGACUGAAUUGGCUUGAAUUAAAGGGGCAUUAGAUACCCAUAACUGUGGGUGGCUUCCAUUGGUGACCAAGGAAAUGCAAAAACAUGGCCAGCUAACAGUGGUUGCGAGUUCGCCCAAACAUUUUCUUCACAGACAGAAGUUAGCGAGUUAGAGUAAUACCUCUAUUUUGGCUUUUUAUUGUCUGUAGAACAACACGUGGGACCCAGGUUAGCAGGCUAAUUGUAGCUUAGAUACACUCACUGGCACUGGAGAACCAAAUGUGCGCGGGGCUCUGGCCCAAAUACAGCUGCCAGAUUGAAGUAGAUUUUUCGGAGAUGCAGACUUUGUGCUGAGGAAGCAGGUCCAGUUAGCAGGAGUCGGGACAGUGUGAGCUCCUGGAAUCUCUGAUUGUCAAACAAUUUAAAACGAGGCAGGUGAAAUGGUGAAGUGAGUUGUAAUUCCCUCAAAAAAGGGUUGGAAGUGGUUAAAUGCUUCUGAUACAAGUAUAUAAUGAUCUUUUUGGGAUCUUUUUUUGCAGUUUUUUGAAUAAUCUGAACCCUGUGUUGUUUAGAUCCAUGUUUGGAGCCUGCAGUCUUCUUCCCUGGAUUUCGCCAGUGUAUCACUACGUUUUGUUUGUGUCACAUUACCGACACAAGUAGAUCAGUGGAAUAGUUUGAAGCCGUGUGCAGGAACAUGUAUUAUGUGUGUACGCCUGCAUUCUUGUGUGUUUUCAUGCACAUGCAGGACACACAACCACACUCUUCAAAACAUUCCUCCAUAGCACUGCUAGUGGUCAAAAACUCCACAGGAUGCCUUUAACAAUGUGGGCCUAAUGACAUGACAUGUUCAUGUUCUUAUCUCCUCUCAUACUUUUAUUUUGUGAGAUGGGCUCAUCAAACGGAAUUUACUUUUAUGUCAUAACUAUAUUCAUCAGAUAAAAUUGUGGUGUUAAAGUAUAAAAACCACAAAAGUAGAACAAAAUUGAAAAUGAAAAAAGUACAAGCUCCAAACAGUUGCACUUAAGUUCAGUGUAUGAGCCAGCGUACUGUGCAGCUCUGAAUGUGAGCGUAGGAUACAGACACAGAGUUAAGACAUUUUCACUGGGGGAAGUAAAACUAGGUAACAUCAGCAAUCGUGUGAGGAGAAGAAGAAGAAGAGGAAGAGUCCUCUGUGCAUGUAAACAUGGCCGCUGUUUCUGUCUUUCUUCCACACCAUGCUGACCGUUCAGUACUGGACCCAAACAUAUUGUACAUAGUCUAAACUACAGUGAGCAGUGAGCAUAGCUGUCAGUCCCCAUACUAACAUGCAGUGCUGUACCUGUAACCUGUAAACACAGACUGUUACCACUGUACAACAUGUGGCUUAGCCUUGUAUGCGUUUCAAAACCCUCUAAGAGAUGAUUUGAUCCGCCUGCAUGCGUCUUUCCUCCAGUACGGUUUUAUCAAUGCAAACGACAGACAGCGUAGGUUUUCCCCGUCCACCUAUCUCUUCAUCUCCAGACGUACAACACACCAUGCGAGUGACGACUGAGUCCUGUACCAAAAGUAGAAAACUAGAUGAGACUUGAUAACAGAAUGUAUUAUGGAAUUGCACUGUCUUCACAUCAUAAGGGCCUCUGAGUUUGAUUUAAAGGCGAGCGCCAGUUCUGAUAUUUAAUUCUGAAGUCACUAAUUAUUUGUGACAACAUUCAAAAGUCAAAAAAAAAAAAAAUUCAUAAAGAUUUAGUGUUUACCCCUAAAUGUAAUUAUUCAGACGGUGGAUAAAAUGCAUUUAGUCUAUCACUGUACAACAAGACUACCAAAUGCCAGACUAAUAGAUUUAGCUCUGUGAUCUGUUUAGCCCUUUAACUACCAAUAACACAUAGUUUACAUUACAAACAACUUUAUUAAACACACUAUGAAGUUUGGUUCAUUUGUUAUUGUGACAGUGACCAUCGACGUGCAGACUUAGACCUUGCUGUAAUACGUCGCCCAUCACAGCUAAUAAUUAUUUGCCUUCCUGUGUUAAAUACGUUGUGGUGAUGUCAUGUAUUAAAGCAAGAACUGUUUGGAAAACUCCACGUGGCUGCGUUCAGAGGAUGUACAGCUGUAAAAUCAAACCCUUCAGUGAAGUCAGUGGUUUCCAACCAGGACCCUUACAAUGGGGCUGAGUAAUGAGUCUAACAGGUAGCAAGAAGUUUGCUAGACAGGAAAUAAGAAAACUCUAAUUUUAUAUCAUGUCAGAGUUUUCUCUAAUCUUUGUUUCCUUCUGUGAAAUUCUUCAGUGGGUACAGAAAGUAUUCAGACCCUCUUAAAUUUUUCACUCUUUGUUAUAUUGCAGCCAUUUGCUAAAAUCAUUU